GGUCCCGUCGUCCCGAUACCGAAUCCUCCGAGACUCCCUCUUCUUCUCGUCUCCCUCCGUUCCGUUCGCGCGUCACCGAUCCCGCCAACGGGAACGAACGAGAACGAUCGCCGUCGUCGUUGUCGCCGGCUCACCACCGCCGCCGCCAUGGAUCCGACGCCGCAGUCACACCCGAUCCUCAACUACGUGCUCUCCCGCCUCCCCUCGCUGCCCGCGGUGAGGACGCCGCGGUCCGCGCCCGAGCGGGACCUCGAGCAGCCGUCCCCGCGCAGGCCGUUGGGCGCCGCGGAGAUCGACCUGGUGGGGCGCAUGCCGGGCCUGCGCCACCCGUCCGUGCUCUCCGCCAUGACCCGCGCCGUCGCCGACGUCGCCUCGGCGCGCGACGCGAUCGACCUCCUGGGGCCCCGGCCCGACCACGAGCAAGUCGACGCCGCCCGCGAGCUCCUCCUCCUCGCCGACGCCGGGGACAAGGCGGACGCCGACGAGGAGGAGAAGGCGAAGGAGCUCGACGAGGAGAAGGUGGCCGCGAGCCGGGAGGUGGUGCGGCUGGACAAGGAACACGAGGCGUACGAAGCCCUGCUGCGGGCCGCGGAGGAGAAGCUGGAGCACGUGUACCGGAUGGCGAUGCACGGGAGGGACAUCAAGGAGGCCGGCGGCGGUGAUGCCAAAUGGGAAGAGCGGUCCGGGGCGGUCGACGAGGAGGUGGUGCGGGUGCUCAAGGACGCGGAGGAAGGGAAGGUGGUGGAGAGGGUGAACCUCGCCGACCGGCAGCUGCACCUACUGCCGGAGCCCGUCGGCCGGAUCCGCGGCCUCCUCGCGCUCGACGUCUCCCGCAACCGGCUCAAGGAGGUUCCCGAUGCUAUUGGUGGGCUCGAACACCUGGAAGAACUCCGUCUCGCUUCCAACGACUUGGUUUCUCUCCCGGACUCCAUUGGCCUUCUCUCCAAUCUCAAGAUCCUCGAUGUCUCUGGCAACAGGCUGAGGGUUCUGCCUGACACCAUCUCGAAAUGCAGAUCGCUGAUGGAGCUGGACGCGAGCUACAACGCCCUGGCGUACCUCCCGACAGGCAUCGGGCACGAGCUGGUGCACCUGCAGACGCUGCGCGUGCACCUCAACAAGCUGCGCUCCCUGCCGUCGUCGGUCUGCGAGAUGCGAUCGCUGCGCCUCCUGGACGCGCACUUCAACGAGCUCCACGGCCUACCGGCCGCCAUCGGCCAGCUGUCCGCGCUGGAGACGCUGGACCUGAGCAGCAACUUCAGCGACAUGCGGGACCUGCCGCCGUCGUUCGGCGACCUAGCGGGCCUGCGCGAGCUGGACCUGAGCAACAACCAGAUCCGUGCGCUGCCGGACUGCUUCGGCCGGCUCGGCAAGCUGGAGAGACUCCGCCUGGACCAGAAUCCGCUCGCCGUGCCGCCCCCCGAGGUGGUCGCCGACGGCGUCGUCGCAGUGAACGAGUACAUGGCGAGGCGGUGGGCCGAGGCCGUCGCCGAGGAGGAGCAGCGGCGCGCGAGCGCGGCCGCCGUGGCGGAGAGCCCUAGGGUGUCCACGCCCAGGGAGUGGCUGACGCGGAGCGUAUCUUCGCUGAGCACCUGGGCGGUGAAGGUUGUCGGGCAGGACAAGGUGGACGAGGAGGACGAGUUCCUGCAGCAGCAGUUCUGAAGGUGAGCUGGCACCACCGCCGGCCGACCUGACCCAAACAAUCAGACCUCAUUCUCAUUUGAUUGUUUUUUCAAAUUUCAUUCCUUAUAUUUCUCUCGAAAUUGUAACUACUUUUAUCGGUUUAGGUGAUUGCUUUUCAAAUUUGAUUGCUUAUAUUUCUCUCUUGGAAUUGUAACUACUUUAUCGGUUUAAACGGGAUCUUGUGAAUUAUAGUACUGUUGUGCCACUUCUACGAAUUAUGAAUAUUUGUUC
This is a messenger RNA of Sorghum bicolor (sorghum), 1911 nucleotides long. RefSeq names its product plant intracellular Ras-group-related LRR protein 2. The record is from RefSeq and is a predicted model, not a curated record. The coding region runs from base 148 to 1659 and encodes 503 amino acids. Gene Ontology annotation, molecular function: protein binding. Lineage: Eukaryota; Viridiplantae; Streptophyta; Magnoliopsida; Poales; Poaceae. The transcript is spliced from 3 exons.